AUGGGCAGCGCAAAUGGAUCAAAAUGGAUGGAUGAGGCCAACCUGACCACGAUCAAGGCAGUGCAUGAGAGCCUGGGGAUGCCUGUGAGCAAGUACCACAACCCCGACCUCGAAAAAGAAGAACAAGAGAUAUUGGAGCACUACAAGGAAUGGUUCCGCUUCAACCACACCGACUUCGGCAACAAAGAGCGAGCCAAGUCGUUCUACGACGUGCCAGAAACUAUGUAUUUCGACCUGAUGAAGGUGAUUCCCCGCGGCGGCUUUGCGAAACACUACGACGACAUCGACGAGUACUAUGACGACUCCCAUCUUGCAUGCCGGGACCUCGAGAUUGUCGCGACGUCCCCCGAGUCUGGAUACGGCACGAUGGUGCAACGAUACUGGGGCAUCGGCUCGGACGGCAAGGAGUUUUCUUUCACGUUUCGCAUGACCAGUCUGCUGAGGAAAAUUGAUGGCCGCUGGAAAUGGAUACAUGAGCACGUCUCGUUUCCUGCCGAUCUGGUCACCGGACAGAGCGAUCUGACAUGUGGCACUGGAACAACGGGCAAGCCUACCUAG
This is a messenger RNA of Cyphellophora europaea CBS 101466, 558 nucleotides long. RefSeq lists its product as uncharacterized. The transcript has 3 exons. Bases 1 to 558 code for a protein of 185 amino acids. Lineage: Eukaryota; Fungi; Ascomycota; Eurotiomycetes; Chaetothyriales; Cyphellophoraceae. The record is from RefSeq and is a predicted model, not a curated record.